AUGGACGCAGAGGCCUGCGAGAUCGCGCGCCUGCCGGAGGAGCUCCUCUCGGCGGCGCUGGCCCGCACCUCCCCGCGCGACGCCUGCCGCGCCGCCGCGGUCUGCCCGGCCUUCCGCGACGCGGCGGACUCCGACGCCGUCUGGACCUGCUUCCUGCCGCGCGACCUCCCGCCGCUCGCCGACGGGGAGCUGCCCGACGCGCUGCCGCGCAAGAAGGACCUCUUCCUCCGCCUCUCCGACCAUGACAACCCUCUCCUCCUCCCGGACAAACUCGUGAGUAUGUGGCUGGACAGGGAGACCGGGGCCAAGUGCUACAUGCUGUCCGCGAGGAACCUCUCCAUCAUAUGGGGCGACACGCCGCAGUACUGGAGCUGGGUACCUCUCCCUGACUCUAGGUUCUCUGAAUGUGCUCAACUCUUGCACGUUUGCUGGUUCGACAUCAGCGGAAAGAUACCUUGCAAGAUGCUGACGCGGGACACUGUCUACGCCGCUUACAUAGUGUUCAAGGUGAACGAAAAUUCCCUCGGGCUGGAUUACCCUGUCCAGGAGGCAUCCAUCAGCGUCGGGGCAACUAACUUAACCCGCAAGGUUUGUCUCGAACACAAUGAUGAGGAUGAGGGUGAGGCUGGUGCGGUGCCUGGGCACUAUUGGCCAGUGAGGCCACAUCCGCCACAAAGAACCAGGAGAAGAAACCGCCGUGCAGUUCGUCAUGGCGAGAACGUAGGGCGCCCUCAGAAAAGAGCCGACGGCUGGAUGGAGCUGGAGCUGGGCGAGUUCUUCAACGAGGGGGGUGAAGACGGCGAGGUGUCCUUCAGCCUGAUGGAGACGAAAGGCGGGAACUGGAAGAGUGGCCUCAUCGUGCAGGGCAUCGAGAUCAGGCGCAAGAAAUCAGGCUGAUGUGCUUUUAGACGGCGGACAUCCCCGGUGAAGUAGAUAAAUAAGGGAAUCAUGCUUGGAAAUG
This is a messenger RNA of Lolium rigidum, 961 nucleotides long. Its product is annotated as F-box protein PP2-B11-like. Gene Ontology annotation, molecular function: protein binding. The record is from RefSeq and is a predicted model, not a curated record. The transcript has 3 exons. Lineage: Eukaryota; Viridiplantae; Streptophyta; Magnoliopsida; Poales; Poaceae. Bases 1 to 897 code for a protein of 298 amino acids.